Triticum turgidum subsp. durum (durum wheat) is the source of this 942-nucleotide messenger RNA. NCBI's taxonomy places the organism in Eukaryota, Viridiplantae, Streptophyta, Magnoliopsida, Poales, Poaceae. The record is from the annotation of a GenBank genome assembly.
AUGGCCGCGCCGUCCCCCGCCGCGUCCCUCCUGCUGGUCCUCGUCGUCGCCGCCUCCGCGGCGCUCGCGCCGGUGGCCUCCACGGUGCCCUUCAUCGUCCUGCACGGGAUCGGGGACCAGUGCGGGAACGACGGGAUCGCCUCCUUCACCGAUGAGCUCGCGGAGUGGUCGGGAUCCAAGGGAUACUGCAUGGAAAUUGGGAGAGGAUCAUGGGAUUCUUGGUUAAUGCCACUUCAAGAUCAGGCAAAUGUGGUUUGCAAGAAGGUAAAGGAAAUGGAAGAACUUCGUGAAGGUUACAGCAUAAUUGGCCUUUCUCAGGGGAACUUAAUUGGGCGGGCAGUAAUUGAGUACUGCAACGGUGGGCCACCGGUAAAGAAUUUCAUCUCAAUUGGGGGUCCUCACGCUGGUACUGCUUCAGUGCCACUUUGUGGUUCUGGUUUUCUUUGCGUUCUUGUUGAUGUGCUGAUUCAACUGGAGAUAUAUUCAAACUAUGUGCAGGCACAUCUUGCCCCUAGCGGUUACCUAAAGAUUCCCACUGAUAUGACAGAUUAUUUGAAGGGUUGCAAAUUUCUUCCGAAGCUUAAUAAUGAGAUACCAAGUGAAAGAAACAUUACAUAUAAAGAAAGAUUUAGCAGCUUGGAGAACUUGGUACUGAUCAUGUUUGAGGACGAUGCAGUCCUGAUACCUCGCGAAACGGCAUGGUUUGGUUAUUAUCCUGAUGGCGCCUUUAAUCCAGUGCUUCCUCCUCAAGAGACAAAGCUAUAUACCGAAGACUGGAUCGGCUUGAGGACUUUGGAUGAGGCUGGGCGUGUUAAGUUUGUGUCGGUGCCCGGAGGUCACCUCCGCAUAUCAAGGAGCGACAUGAAGAAGUACAUAGUGCCUUAUUUGACACCGUCAUGUGGAUCAUCCAAGCAGAGUAUUCGUCGAAUCUUGUCAUACUGA